AGAAAGACAACUACGCACAAGAAGAAGAAGAAGAAGAGGGAAGGUUGCUGCGGCACGUGAGGCAGGUGUCAACAAAGCUUGAGUGGCCCGGCGGUGCUCUUCUCUUUGCUUGUGCCCUCGCCUCACAAUGACGAAAAGUGCCAGGGCCAAGAAAGCCAAGAAGGCAGACUUCGCCAAGGUAAAACUGAAGGUUGGCAAGAGGCUGAAGAAGGCGCAGAAUGAGACGAGGACAGAUUUCAAGGCUCGUAAAAUCAUUCUGAAGGAGCAGCUGUCGAAGAAGAGCGAGGAGGAGUUACUCACUAGAAAGAAGCGUAAUGUUAAGGAUCUCUUGACAUGUGUGGGCAACACCAAUACUUACGUGCGCCAAGAUGGCCUCAAUGGUUUGUUGGAGUUGGUGAAGAAGAAUGAAAUGGAGGUGCUGCUUCCCAAGCUUUCCCAGAUCAUCAGUGGCGUGGCUCCCUGUGUAUUUGACAUUGAUGUGCUCAUCCGAUCAGCCACCAUCAAGUUCAUUGAGACAUUACUAGUGAAGGUUGGCAGCCACGUUGAGCCAUACUUUAGUGUGCUGGCAACCCAUCUGUCCUGCGCCAUGGUGCACCUCAACACUGGGGUGCAGGCCGACUCCUUGCGCCUCAUAAACCUCUUUGUCAGACACACCCCAGCACUCCUCGCUCGUCAUGCCAACACUCUCAUCAACAACUUUGUCAAUCUCAUCUCCAGGAAGGCACUCAUCUCACAGACGGGUCCAAGCAAGAGGGAAAUGUGUGUGGAUUUCACUCGCAUGCUGCACACUAAUCCAAGCAAUAGACUCACCACACACAAAGGGCAUGUGGAGCUCCUGCAGGAGCUAUCAGGAUUUCUAGAGGUUAUACUGAAGGAGCAAGGUCAAGUAGAAGAACAGAUGCCCCUCACAGUGUGGGAGCGAUUGAUGGCUGGGAGUUUGGCACCCACAGGUUGGGGCAGCACAGAUCGGGACACCAUGCAGAACACUUGGCUCUUCUCAGACCCACAGCAGCUGGAGAAGUUUGUCCAGGAUAUUGUUCCCUUGCUGUUUCAAGUGUGGGCUGAGGUGGACCCAAAGAACCAUGAGGGAAUGGAAGAGGAUAACCUGCUAAAUGAGGAGGGAGUGAAGGCACUUUCUUCCAUCCUGAACAUCAUUGCUCAUCUGAUGAGCAUCACCCAGUUGUGCACCAAGCAACAGCCUAAAGAGUGUGAUUGGUUUGUGCGGCAACUUAACUCCCAGUACAUGUCCAAGAUAAUGUCCGGCUUUCCAUACUACCGUCACACAAGUCGAAUGAAGAUCAAGAAAAGGAAGAACAAACCAACUGACAAGGCAGAGGAGAAUUUGGAAGACCACAGCAUCAGACACUGUAACCACCUCAAUGUAACAUUGGCUUCCCUGGCCAUACAGCUCUCUCCCUCCAGUCACUUCCAAGAAAAGGCUGUUACUUUCAUGUCAAAGGUGCUCUUAGACAAGACUCAUGAUGGUGAGUACAACAUGGGUGCUGUGGUCAAGGUCCUGUUGCAUCUCCUAGCCCAAGCUGAUGAGCAGGAGGCAGAGUCACUGGUGAGCAGUGCAUUUAUCUGCUACAAGCGUCUUCACCCCCUCAGGAAGGACCGUACUCUCCUCCUUCAAGUGUUACUGAGUGCCACACACAUCACAAACCCAACUUUAUGGAAAUGCAGGAGUGUGGAGUUGUGGGUGAAGCAGAUGGUGGAAGAGCUUGCCCGUGUAGAGAUGCAAGAGGGAACGCUGGAGGCAGCCAUCACUCUCAGGCUACAGAACAACACCAGUCUCAACCAUCUCCUUGCAGUACACAAGCAGCAGAUAACAGAAAACCUGCAGGAGAGAGAGGUGCCAGGAAUGACAAAGAGUGCUCUUUCAAAAAGAUUACAACUCUUAUUGAAAGAUACAUGAGAUUACAGUAUUUAUAAUUAGUCUCGUGCCAUCUUGGAAUUACAACAAAACUAAGUUAUUUUUUAUAAUUAUUAAAAUUUUGUUUUAA
Molecule: messenger RNA, 2003 nt
Organism: Scylla paramamosain (green mud crab)
Lineage: Eukaryota; Metazoa; Arthropoda; Malacostraca; Decapoda; Portunidae
Product: testis-expressed protein 10-like
Exons: 11
Coding region: 128-1915 (595 amino acids)
Cellular component (GO): nucleus; MLL1 complex
Source: RefSeq, a predicted model, not a curated record